Molecule: messenger RNA, 1768 nt
Organism: Solanum tuberosum (potato)
Lineage: Eukaryota; Viridiplantae; Streptophyta; Magnoliopsida; Solanales; Solanaceae
Product: pyruvate dehydrogenase E1 component subunit beta-3, chloroplastic-like
Exons: 4
Coding region: 240-1466 (408 amino acids)
Source: RefSeq, a predicted model, not a curated record
UGUGGCUCAAAGCUUCUCACUUCGUACUUUCUUCCCUGUCUUGCUCUUUUCUAAUCUCCCUUAGAUUAAAUCGCCCCAACCCCCUUGUGCACUUUGUUUUCUUCGCCCCAAUUCAUUUUUUCUGUAUACACACUGAGAAUAUAUAUAUAUAGUUGUAAGGGACAUUUGAAUCCUCAUCCUGAUCUGCAUUUUCUCUUCGUUUGAAUCAAGAAGCCAAUUUUCUUUGUGGGGUUUUCUAGAUGGCUGCUAUUAUACAAGGAAUUGGUGCUGCUACUGCACUAACAUCAGCCAAUUCUUUGGAUACCAAGAAGUCACUUUUCGCUAAUUCUCGCAGAUCUUUGUCAGAGAGGAAAGGAAGGUUAUUUGUGGUUAGAUCUGAUGGGCGUUUGAGCUGUGGUUUGAAUGGACGUGGAGGAAGAGCUGAACAAUUAAUUACUAAUGCUGUUGCUGCAAAAGAAGAUGCUGCUGCAGCUUCUACUUCAUCCAAGCCAGGGCAUGAACUGUUGCUCUUUGAGGCCCUCCGCGAAGGUCUUGAAGAAGAGAUGGACAGAGAUCCCACUGUUUGCGUAAUGGGUGAAGAUGUCGGUCAUUAUGGAGGUUCAUACAAGGUGACUAAAGGCCUUGCCCCAAAAUAUGGUGAUCUCAGGGUUCUUGACACUCCUAUUGCUGAGAACUCUUUCACUGGUAUGGGCAUUGGAGCUGCAAUGACUGGCUUGCGUCCAGUUAUUGAAGGAAUGAACAUGGGAUUUCUUCUUCUAGCCUUCAACCAGAUAUCUAACAACUGCGGUAUGCUCCACUACACAUCUGGUGGCCAGUUUAAGAUACCAGUUGUCAUCCGAGGUCCUGGUGGAGUUGGUCGGCAGCUUGGAGCAGAGCACUCUCAACGCCUUGAGUCAUACUUCCAGUCAAUUCCUGGAAUCCAGAUGGUUGCCUGUUCAACCCCCUACAAUGCCAAGGGCUUGAUGAAGGCAGCUAUCAGAAGUGAUAACCCUGUGAUUCUGUUUGAGCAUGUUUUGCUCUACAACCUCAAGGAGAGAAUUCCAGAUGAAGAGUAUGUGCUGAAUCUUGAAGAAGCAGAGAUGGUACGACCUGGGGAGCAUGUAACCAUUCUAACUUAUUCCAGGAUGAGGUAUCAUGUGAUGCAGGCUGCAAAAACACUUGUGAACAAGGGUUAUGAUCCUGAGGUCAUUGAUAUUAGGUCUCUGAAACCGUUUGACCUUUACACCAUUGGGAAGUCAGUGAAAAAGACUCAUCGUGUGCUCAUUGUCGAGGAAUGUAUGCGCACAGGAGGUAUUGGUGCCAGCUUGACUGCCGCUAUUACUGAGAACUUUCACGACUAUCUAGAUGCCCCAAUUGUAUGUCUGUCAUCACAGGAUGUGCCAACCCCAUAUGCUGGGACGUUAGAGAACUGGACUGUUGUCCAACCUCCCCAGAUUGUUACUGCAGUUGAACAGCUUUGCCAGUGAUCAAGUGGUAGAAGUCUUGUGAUAAUCAUGCCAUUUAUGUUCGGUUGCUUAUUUCAUAAUUUAGGACUCAACUUCUGAUCGAUUUUUAUUGUCUGAUUUUGCUAGAGAUUUUAGUAUUUGGAACUUGCGAGUCCUAGUUAAGGUGAUAUGUUUAUUGCUUUGCCUUCUACUCACACCAAAAUGGUGCUUGGAAUCUUUAUGUACUGGUAAGGUAAUUAGACUUCAUGGAAACAUUAUCAUUGUUUUGUGUCGUUAAAGAUUAAGAUUUAGGUCUAUUUUAUAAUCAAAGCUGGAGUUGUCGU